AUGAACUAUGGUGAGGAUGACAAUGGUUCAGACACCCGCUCCUCUUUAAAUCCAGAAAUGGGACCCUUUUGUAGUGCUGCUUUUACGUCAUUGUACAGGCACUUGGAGCAUCAUUUCACACAGUUCCGGCGAAUGGGCCUUCCAGGACCAGAGCCCUCUUUCCUCACUGGCAACCUCAGAGAAAUAAGAGAAAAGGGUCAGUUCCAGGCGAUGAAGGACUGGUCCCGGCAGUUCGGUAGAGUCUUCGGCUACUUUGAGGGCUACACGCCUGUAAUGGCGGUCAGUGACCCAGAAGUGCUUAGAGAAGUGCUGGUCAAGGAUGCAGCCAACUUCAUGAAGAGAAAACCUUUCCCGUUGGCUCCUCGCAAGAGCCUGGGCCUCUUCCUCGAGAAUGGGUCUCAGUGGCGCCGAAGUAGGACACUUCUCACUCCGGCCUUCAGCACUGGAAAACUCAAGAAGGUUUGUUGUAAAGGGCAUAGACUUGAAACAGACAACAGGAAGGGACGGGGUGCAAAAACGUUAUUUAUUCACAGUGUGUUCCAGUCCCUGACUCUUGAUGUCAUCGGACGCUGCGCCUUCGGACUGAACACCCAAGCCCAAGUGGACGAAAACGACGUAUUCCUGGUGAAAAUCCAGAGCCUGUUCCACACGAUGAGCACUACUAUUAUUCAGCCCAUUGUCAUGGCCGUGCCGUUUGUGUCUCACUUCAUCUUCGCCAUGAAGAACGUUGUGGUCGUCUUCGGCAUGAACCCCGUGGUCUGGCUUCGCGACAGCCUCAGGGAGGUCAUCCGUACCCGGAAGGCGAUGGGGCCUAACAACCACAUCAUAGACCUGGUUCAGCUGAUGCUCUUCCCAGACCAAAAUCUGCACGACGCCCACAGCGAGCUCCACAAGGCCAUGUCGGAGAGAGAAAUUGUGGCUCAGAGUAUGACUUUUCUCUUGGCGGGCUACGAGACCACCAGUGCUGUUCUCGCCUUCUUCUGUCACGAGAUGGCUAAGAAUCCGGACAUUCAGGAACGGCUGUACCGCGAGAUGGAAGAGAAUAUUGGAAAAAACGAGGUGGAUUACGACUCUGUUCAAAACUUGCCUUUCUUCGACGCCACGUUUGACGAGAUCUGCCGGCUGUACCCAACUGCUUCCUU
Aplysia californica (California sea hare) is the source of this 1142-nucleotide messenger RNA. Its product is annotated as cytochrome P450 3A8. The transcript is spliced from 9 exons. The annotation marks the transcript as partial. Gene Ontology annotation, molecular function: iron ion binding; heme binding; steroid hydroxylase activity. NCBI's taxonomy places the organism in Eukaryota, Metazoa, Mollusca, Gastropoda, Aplysiida, Aplysiidae. The record is from RefSeq and is a predicted model, not a curated record.